UCCCGCUGGCGAUCCCAGCGCGCCGACAGCGCGGCUUGAGGCGCCGCCCGCCCGGCCGGCCGCUGGCUCCGGACCUCACCGCUUCAAACGGCGGGCCCGGCUCCCGGUGUUGUGGCGGCGGCCGGCGCUGGCAGAUCACCCAGAAGACACAAUGAGUGUUAAAGCUUUCAAGCUCGUUUCUGCUGUUGAGCGGGAGAUGUUAAUGGGAGACAAAAAUUACAUCAACAUCGAAUGCAUUGAGUGUUGUGGAAAGAACCUCUACAUUGGAACCAAUGACUGCUUUAUCUAUCGCUUUCUGUUGGAUGAAAAGACAUCAACAGCUGGAAAAAUAACUUUUGCUGCCACCAAGCAGCUACAUAAAUACCUGGGCUUGAAGAAGCCUGUGAGUGAGUUGAAAGCAGCCUCUGCCCUCACCAGGCUUCUUGUGCUUUGCGACAACACAAUAACACUAGUUAACAUGAUGAACCUGGAACCUGUCCCCACGGGCGCUCGAAUCAAAGGAGCUGUGACAUUCACAUUAAAUGAAAACCCUGUGAGUGGGGAUCCUUUCUGUGUCGAAGUCUGCAUUAUCUCAGUCAAGCGACGGACCAUCCAAAUGUUCAUGGUGUUUGAAGACAGAGUCCAGAUAGUGAAGGAAGUGUUUACUCCAGAGCAACCCUGUGCUGUGGCCGUAGAUGGUUAUUACUUGUGUCUAGCACUUACUACACAGUAUAUAAUUUUGAAUUAUAAUACUGGAGUCUCCCAGGAUCUGUUUCCUUAUUGCAGUGAUGAGAAACGGCCAAUUGUGAAAAGGAUAGGCAGACAAGAGUUUCUGUUGGCUGGCCCCGGAGGCCUAGGCAUGUUUGCAACUGUAGAUGGCAUUUCACAGCGUGCCCCUGUGCACUGGUCAGAGAACGUGAUUGGAGCAGCUUUGUGCUUUCCUUAUGUAGUUGCUCUUGAUGAUGAGUUCAUUACAGUGCACAGCAUGCUGGACCAGCAGCAAAAGCAAACCCUGCCUUUUAAAGAAGGUCACAUUCUACAGGACUUUGAAGGAAAGGUGAUUGUUGCUACUAAUAAGGGAGUGUAUAUCUUGGUGCCAUUACCUUUGGAAAAACAGAUUCAGGAUCUUCUAGCCAGCCACAGAGUGGAAGAAGCCCUUGUUCUAGCAAAAGGAGCUCGAAGGAAUAUUCCAAAAGAGAAAUUUCAGGUAAUGUACAAACGAAUCCUGCAGCAAGCAGGUUUUAUACAGUUUGCACAGCUUCAGUUCCUUGAAGCAAAAGAACUCUUCAGAAGCGGCCAGCUUGAUGUCCGGGAGCUGAUCUCUCUCUACCCCUUCCUGUUGCCUACUUCCUCUUCAUUUAUACGGUCUCAUCCCCCUCUGCAUGAGUAUGCGGACCUAAACCAGCUGACACAAGGGGACCAGGAGAAGAUGACAAAAUGCAAACGGUUCCUCAUGAGUUAUUUGAAUGAAGUCCGCAGCACUGAGGUGGCAAAUGGCUACAAGGAAGAUAUUGACACAGCUUUACUCAAGCUAUAUGCAGAGGCAAAUCAUGAGAGCCUGCUGGAUCUGCUAGUUUCGGAGAACUUUUGUCUUUUAACAGAUAGUGCUGCCUGGCUGGAAAAACACAAAAAGUAUUUUGCACUUGGUCUCCUGUAUCACUACAAUGGUCAGGAUGCUACAGCACUUCAGUUAUGGGUGAAAAUAGUUGAUGGAGACAUUGAAGACUCUACACGUUCAGAUCUGUAUGAAUAUAUAGUAGACUUCCUUACAUUCUGUUCAGACCAAGAUCUGGUGUGGAAGUACUCUGAGUGGGUUUUACAGAAAAAUGAAGAGGUUGGUGUGCAGAUUUUCACUAAAAGGCCUUUGGAAGAACAGGAGAAGAACAACAUUAAUCCAGAUGAUAUCAUCAGUUGCCUUAACAAAUACCCUAAAGCACGUGUUAAAUAUCUAGAAUAUCUGGUAGUGGAAAGGAAAAUAGAGAAGGAAAAGUACCAUACUCAUCUAGCUGUCUUGUACUUGGAGGCAAUACUUCAGCUAAAAUCUGUGACCACAGAUAAUUGUACAGAGGCAACUGAACUGCUGCUUAAACUACGCAGUCUUCUUCAGAAAUCUGAUCUUUAUAGAAUUCACUUCAUUUUGGACAAAAUCCAGGGCACAGACCUUCAUAUGGAAAGUGCAAUUUUAUAUGGAAAACUAGAAGAACACGAGAAGGCUUUGCAUAUCCUUGUCCAUGAGUUAAAGGACUAUCAUGCUGCUGAAGAAUACUGUAUAUGGAACUCUGAGAACAGAGACAUGCAGUACAGACGGAGGCUUUUCCAUAUGUUGUUGUCAGUGUAUCUAAAUCCAAGCACUUCAGAUUGUGCACUAGUCAUGGCUGCUGUGGACCUCUUGAAUAACCACGCUGCUGAAUUUGAUGCGAGUCUAGUUUUGCAGGUGGUGCCUGACAGCUGGUCAGUGCAGCUCCUCUCCCCAUUCCUGGCUGGAGCAGUGAGGCAAAGCAUUCAUACAAGAAGAAUGACUCAGGCUGCGCUUGGAUUAGCACAAGCUGAAAACUUAAUCUACAAAUACGAGAAGGUUAAACAAAGAGGAACUCCAAUUCUUCUUUCGGACAAAAAGAUGUAUAAACCCUGGGAUGUGCAUGGCCAAGUGAAGGAGAAAGAUUCUUCAGUGGUAAUUAGAGGAUUCCUUUGGGUAACUGACAGAGGUGGUCAGAUGGAAAGGCUGAAUUAAGCAAGUGCAGGAUGUUAAUGCAGAUACACAGGUGUGCUUAAAGAGCUAAGGAAUUUUACUUUAGGGAAGAAGUCUUACUUUGUUUUACCUCUUCCUGAUCGAAUCUGGGGUUUUACAGAUUUACAAUGGCUGUUACAGAUUUGAAAGGUCUUGCUCUGCCUCUGUUACAGCUGAAGCAAUCAUCUCUGAUUAAAGCAGACAGUUACAUGAGAGGUCUAAUUGGGGAUGUGUGCGUGGACAUCCUGGAGCAAUGCGAACAGAAGUACUCAGACACUUUGAGGGGAAGACUGCGAAACAGGGCUGGUGUUGACCUGGGAGCAUGGGCUGGUACUUGAGAAAAGUAAAAGGAUCAUAAGUGUUAUCAAUGCUGUGGUCAUCUCCUGGAUACCAACGGCAGGUUGUGCGCUGCAUACCUGGGGAGCUGGCAGGAUAAAAAUCUGACAGAGUAGGAGCUAUAGUGAAGAGCUCUUGUUUGAAGUUCAGGUCUAUGUUCACUUGGCAAGGUUUCUACAGCCCUACCAGGUCAAGUUUGUUUCUUUGGCUGAAGAAAAGGCUGUGGGCACAUUUGGGGGGUGCUCAGGACACUCCUACAAAGCAAAGCUUGGAGUGCAGCAUGAUGCUAAGAAGAAUGAAAAGUGUUACUGCAACAAGCAUUACUUCCUUAGCUCAGCCAGCAGGACAUGAAGCCUUGGAGAGCCCUGGUUUGCAUUUCUCCAACCAUCCAUGAAGUCGGUGGAGGAAAGGCAGCACAAAGUAUUGAGAAGGAAGGAAAAAAAAGCAACAGUUGUGGCUUUGGCACUGUGGGAUUUCAGUUAGUUUUGCCUCUAAACAGUGGUUAGAAAAUGGUCCAUGCUAAUCAUUCAGAUGGCAGCUCCUUCCAAGACAAAUAAUCAAUAAGACAUAGCUGAGUUUUGGCAGGAAUGAGCCCUGAAGGUCCAUUUCAUUACAGCAGCCGUAGCUGCAGGACAGCACAGGGUCAAAGAGGCCAGGGUUGCCAACAGAAAGCCAAUAGCUGAGCACAGUUGGUUUUCAGUAGGUAACAAGGCUGAUACUAAUAGUGCCUAAAAAUCCAAUAGCUGUCAUGAACAUUACCAUUGCCUGUAAUUGCCAAUAACCCUCUGAAGAUACUGCCUUUGUCAGUGUGGUACUUGCAUUGAGUAGGACAUGACCAUCCCAAUGUGUGUUAAAAUCCUUCUUUAGAAGAACUUAGGCUGGCUGGGUUCUCCAGAGACAGCAUUGUCCAAGCCCACCUUGAAGCAGGGUCAGCCUGUGUCAGGCUAGUUGUCUUGUUUUGGACAGUGCUGACAAGCUUGAAAUCAGAUUGGGAAUGUCUUCAGGUCAUCUCUUUGCCACAGGAAUGUACUGCUUAAGCAUCUACAAGACUGGGCAAAAAAGGUGCAUCUGUCUUGGAAAAAUUGUUCAUGUUUUUUUCUCAGCUGUAACAGAAGGACUGA
Melopsittacus undulatus (budgerigar) is the source of this 4164-nucleotide messenger RNA. RefSeq names its product transforming growth factor beta receptor associated protein 1 (gene TGFBRAP1). Gene Ontology annotation, cellular component: cytoplasm; membrane. Bases 152 to 2710 code for a protein of 852 amino acids. NCBI's taxonomy places the organism in Eukaryota, Metazoa, Chordata, Aves, Psittaciformes, Psittaculidae. Gene Ontology annotation, biological process: endosomal vesicle fusion; autophagy; vesicle-mediated transport. The transcript is spliced from 13 exons. The record is from RefSeq and is a predicted model, not a curated record.